AAAUUGCAAUAGCUUUUCCAAAAGAAAAACCCAAAUCUCCAUAACUUCUGAACUCUAUAUCAUCUACACCACUAUAGCAAUUUGGAAAAAUUGAUUGAACUCAAUCUUAUAUUCCAGUUCGCUUAUUAUAUUCAUUCCCAUGCAUGAUCUAAUACCACUUAACAGAUUCACUACCCUUUUGGCUUCUGCUCGCUUACCGGAGAAACCAGAAGUCAACGACAAUCUCUCAGAAAAAGAAGUAGAAGAAGAAGCAGAAAAAGCUGCUUGACAAUCACACAAUCAGACCCAUUCCAAGAGCAGCCCGAGUCCCAAAAACGAAGAGAUGGCUCGACUCUGUAGAAACCACUUUCUCUCACCUCACCACAAGAUUCAUUAAUGGCUCCGGUGACACUGAAAGUGACCCUGUAUUGAUACACUUGUGGCAGUUGAGAAAUAACCUUCUGCCAUUAAUAGCUUCCGCCUUUACUCUCCAUGAACGAAUAUAGAGAACCAAAGCCUCACAGACACGUAGGUACAAAUACAACAUAGCAUACAAAGAGAGAGAGAGAGUGUGACUCUCUGCAUAUUUGCAUAUAUAGAGCAAAGAAUUAAAGUUUCUGAUUUAGAGAGACAGAGAGACGGAGUAAUGAAAUGCACGGACAUCAUCAUUAUCAUCGCCAUCACCGUCAAUAAUGACAAUGACGGAGCUCUUUAGACUGUCGUCGUCCUCCCCACCGCACUAUCACUCUUUGCCAUGGAAGCUCAGCUAAAGCUUGUUCUUUUUUUCUUGGCCGUAAACUCGGUCUUGUCUCAGCAAGUGCGACUGAGUUCUGAAUCGGAAUGGUCGGCGUUACUGGACCUCCGGUCGUCGUUAGGUAUUAGAGCCAAAGACUGGCCCAAAAAGUCUGAUCCUUGCUCGAACUGGACAGGAAUAGAGUGCCGGAACGGCAGGGUUAUCGGGAUGAACUUAUCGGGAUUAAGGAGAACUCGACUUGGCCGUCUCAACCCACAGUUCUCAGUUGAUUCUCUGGCCAAUUUGACUCUGUUAGCGUCGUUUAAUUCAUCUGGGUUUUUGCUUCCUGGGUCUAUACCCAACUGGUUCGGCCAAUCCCUAAUGGCACUCCAAGUGCUUGAUCUUAGGUCUUGUUCAAUUGUUGGUCCUAUUCCAUCUUCAUUUGGAACUAUGGGUAGACUUAAUUCUCUGUAUUUAUCAAAUAAUUCGCUUACUGGGACUAUUCCUUCUACUUUGGGGAAUUUUUCUUCAGUAGCUGUUGUUGAUCUUUCGCAAAAUUUAUUGACAGGAUCAAUUCCAAAUACUUUUUCAGAUCUUAAUAAUCUUACUACUCUUGAUCUAUCUUCGAAUUUCCUAUCCGGGCCAAUUCCUUCUGGUUUUGGUUCACUUAGGAGUCUUCAGUUCUUGAAUUUGUACAAUAAUAGUCUAGAUGCUUCUAUUCCUGUCCAGCUGGGUAAUCUUUCUCAGCUGAUUGAACUAAAUUUGGGAUCCAAUUCUUUGUCUGGGUCAUUACCAGGGAACUUAGGAGGGAUGAGAAGUUUGCAGAAACUGUUGAUCGGAAAUAAUGAUCUAGAGGGUCCAUUGCCGGAAGCUUUGUGGAAAAUGCAACAAUUGCGGUUUCUUGAUGUGUCUGACAACAACUUCACUGGUGUUUUUCGGAACCUUACUGCUGCUUUUAAUGCCAGCGGUGAAGUGUUCAACUUCUCAAACAAUCAGUUCUAUGGAAGUUUGGUUUCUGUAGUAGGCAAAUUUGGUUCAAUAUAUCUGUCUGGUAAUUAUUUUCAAGGUGUAGCUCCUAAUGAUAUUGGAAUAAACAUUACCGUUGCUAUAAAUUGCUUUCAGAGUGUGCCUAACCAGAGGAGUUUCGAGGAGUGUAGGAGGUUUUAUGCUGACAGGGGUCUAAGUUUUCGUGAUGAAAGUGCCCCAGAUGCAAUGCAACCUCCGUUGCCAGAACCUUCAAAGAGCAAAAAGAGAUUGACAUAUGUACUGGUGGGAAUUUUUGGUGGACUGGGCUUCAUUGUGAUAUUGGUAUUGGUGUUGGCACUGCUCUUGAAAACAUGUCAAAACAGAAAUGCAAAUCAAAGAGGGAGUGCAAAUUUGGGGCCUGUUCCACAAGGAGUCAGCACAACACCUCCCAAGGAUUCUAUUAGUUUAUCAGGUCUGGGAGAAUCAUUUACAUUUAUACAAAUGCUCGCAGCAACUGAUGAAUUUAGUGAUACAAACCUCAUCAAACAUGGUCACUCUGGAGACCUCUUCCGGGGAACAUUGGAAGGUGGUUUACCUGUAGUUAUCAAGAAAGUUGAUUUGCGUUCCUUCAGAAAAGAAUCUUACAUAUUGGAGCUGGACGUGUUCAGCAAGGCUACACAUACAAGGUUAGUCCCACUCUUGGGACACUGCUUGGAGCAGGAGGAUGAGAAGCUAUUGGUUUAUAAAUACAUGCCGAACGGAGAUUUGUCUAGUUCCCUGUACAGGUUUACCAAUUUGGAAGAUGACAGUCCACACUCUCUGGAUUGGAUUACAAGAUUGAAAAUUGCGAUAGGAGCUGCAGAAGGUUUAUGUUACCUGCACCAUGAUUGUAACCCUCCCCUUGUUCACAGAGAUAUUCAAGCAAGCAGCAUCCUUCUUGAUGAUAAAUAUGAAGUAAGACUUGGAAGCUUGAGUGAGAUCCGUGCUCACGGAGUCGAUAAUCAUCAGAAUGUGGUUUCAGGGUUGCUGCGAAGGCUACAGACCACUAAACAGGGCUGGUCUGGUUCUGGUAAAUGCAAUUCUCUUCUAUAUGUAGUUUAUUCCUGUAAGUUUGUAAUUGGUUAGCAAAGGGGUGCUAUUUAACGGUUGGUUGGUUAGCAACGGAAAUGGUGUUAAAGAUUUUAGGAAAACUGAAACAUUGGUCUAAAAUUUGACUCCUGUCAGACUUAGCCACUCAUUCACCUCUUCAAGGCAUAUUUUCUGCAUAUACUUCAUUAAUUCAAAUUAUUUCUUCAAAGUAUGUACUAAUAUGCUUCAUCUUUCUGGAAAUGAACAGGACCAUCAUCCAAUAUAUGUGCUUACGACGUAUACUGUUUUGGAAAGGUCUUACUUGAGCUUGUAACGGGUAAGCUUGGCAUCAGCACGUCAGAUGAUGCAUCUACAAAGGAGUGGUUGGAACACAAUCUACCUUUCAUCAGUAUAAAUGAGAAAGAACUGGUGUCUAAGAUUGUCGACCAAUCUAUGAUCUUGGAUGAGGACCUAAUGGAAGAGGUGUGGGCUGUGGCAAUAGUGGCUAAGUCAUGCCUUAAUCCCAAGCCUUCUAGACGCCCUCUGAUGAGACAUGUCCUCAGAGCACUGGAAAACCCUUUCAAAGUGGUGAGACAAGAAAAUCUCAGCUCUGCAAGGCUAAGAACAACUUCAUCAACUAGGUCUUGGAGUGCUGCUUUUUUUGGUAGUUGGCGUCACAGCUCUUCAGGCGAAACCAAUAAAGAGGGUACCAGCGGCCUAAAGCAGUCGGGAAGAACAGGCUCUCAUAGUAGUGGAGCAAUUACACAAUCAUCUUCACAUAAAAGAUCAUCCAGUGAGAUUUUCCCUGAGCCAGUUGAAGUGCACGACAUAGAGACAGGAUGAAUGGUAGCAAAAGUUGGGCAUAAUAUUGUGACCCACCUUUCUAUAAAUUCUAUUGCUUGGUGAAUAGCAUUUCUGAAUCUACAAUUCUUUUUCAUCUAUUCUAAGAAUUUAUAGGUCAGGGUGGAGCCUAUGUUGUUAGGUCCUAUUGAAAAAUGGUUCGUGUCGGUGGUUCAGGGCGUGGAGCUGCUGAUAUUGUGAGGUUUUUAUUGGUUCCAAGAGCUUGUUUAUUUUUUUGAAUACAAGCUGCAAGAUUCAUCUGUAAUUUGCACUUUUCAUAGAUAUAAAGUGCCUAAAUGGAUUGAAAAUUGUAAAUAUUAGUCUUAGCACUCGUGGAAUAAUCAAAAU
Ilex paraguariensis (yerba mate) is the source of this 3934-nucleotide messenger RNA. NCBI's taxonomy places the organism in Eukaryota, Viridiplantae, Streptophyta, Magnoliopsida, Aquifoliales, Aquifoliaceae. The record is from the annotation of a GenBank genome assembly.